GCGAUUCUUAACAGCGCCUGCGAAUGGGUCGAGCACUCUCUUACGCCUCCGAAACGACGCCGGAGUGGAGAUGAUAACAUUACUGAAAUUCUUCUCUCCCUCAUUCAAUCACUCCGCCUCGGUUUGCUUAGUCCCUUGGGUUUGCAACACCUAGUUAACCUUCUGGACGGGUAUCCGCAACAUGUUGCCUUUGAUGCCACUCUAAGCUACUGUCUCUCCUCCAUUCGAGUGCUCCUCUCGCAAAAUUUGCGCUCGCAUUUUCAAGCAGCUCUCUCUGCCAACCUCAUGCACCCUUCGCCUCUUCACGCUGCCGCCUUUCGUCCUCGUGCCGAUGUGCCCACGCUCAUUCUUGUGGCACGCCAAAACUCGCCCUCCUCAUUCAUCCUUUACUUUCUCAAUCUCCUCACUGGUAGAGUGUUAAGCAGUUCCACUCCUCUCUCUGUGGAACAUACUCUUCUUUUUGAGCCUAGUGAGAGUAACCCGAUCCACCUUUGCACCGCGGAGGCCGCCAAUUGCCAAAAUCUAGUCUUCCUUUUCAUUCAUCAAAUUAACACGGCAACUUUGAAAGGCAUGGUAUGGGAUCUGGCCACACUAGAAGCUGAAUGGAUGCCCGAUUUGGAUCUGAAACACACCUCCUUUGCAUGGGCUACUGCCUCUUUUUCCACCUUUUCUCUACCCCAUGCCGUAGGCGUGGUCUACACUGCAGACGGUCUGAUGGUCUAUUGCUCCUUCACACUGUGCACACAAACGGUGCUCUGUGUCUACCGCUUUGAUGCUCCCUCGUGGCGAUGGAUCAAGUACCAUCCCAAGGCGGUGGAACGGAGCUCUGCGGUUGGACACAAGGUACUCAAGCCUAUGUCUCAUGCGACGGCACAAGGGGUAGGGGAACGUUGGCUCUACGGCACGUUGGACUCUGCGGAGGGCAGCCAAUUCAUCCGCAUGCGACCUGCCACAGCACCUGGCUCCGGCGACUACUCGGUGCAAGUUCAAACUCUCCCUUCGCCAGACUUCAUUUUGCGUGCAUACAACUUAGUCAGCGUUCACACAUUUGCUCCUGGUGAGGACGAUGGAGGAGGAGGUGAGCUUAAUCGGUCACGUGUUUUCUUCACGUUAUUGUGCCUAAUUUCUCCAUCUCCCUCAAGCUUUGGGAUUUUUGCGAUGCUGACAAUAAAUAAUAGGCUUUAUGUAAUGUAA
This is a messenger RNA of Hydatigera taeniaeformis, 1194 nucleotides long. NCBI's taxonomy places the organism in Eukaryota, Metazoa, Platyhelminthes, Cestoda, Cyclophyllidea, Taeniidae. The record is from the annotation of a GenBank genome assembly.